AUGGAGAACGAAAAUUCAUCCAUCUUCCAACCAUACGAAAAGUAUGAAUGCUGGCGUGGAGAGAAGCAAACUAUACUCAAAACAUCUAUUGGACGACAGCUUCCAUAUAUUGUGAAUUUCAAGAAGAAUCAGUGUCAAAUUUUCAAUAUUGAAUGGGAAAGAGUAACACAUUCAUAUACUUUCCCUGAGGGAUGCAAUCUAAUUGAUGUUGAUUAUUUUCCAACUGAAGAUGGUCUACUUGGAAUUCUGUUGGGAGUCGAGGAUCCACGUCAAUCCUGGGGAGCUGAACAUUUUGUUGUUGCUCUGGUUGCAAAAGAAAAUGUUCCGAAACUGGAAAUAACUCAUUCAGCAGAAAUUCCAACCAAGAUUACUGUAGUCAAAACGCUAUUUUCAUCGGCUGAUAUGGCAGAUAAAUCGAACAGAGAAGUUUUGAAUCUGUAUCAUCGAUUGAUGACAUGGAAACAUGUAGUUGCCAUUGGAUGCAAAGACACUGAAUGCCAUCUUGCUCGUUUAACAGCAGUUGAGGAUACUUCAAGUCUUCUUAUUCCGAUUCAUAACGACAGAAAGAAUCUGAUUAAUUUGAUGGGUGCAUUCACAGACGGAACUACUCUUCAGUACACUCAAAAUGAUGGAAGCUAUCGUGACUAUCCGAUAGAAGGUGUCUAUAUAACAGCGUUGGCUCUGAUGCCAAGAAGUCGCACCCUUCUUGUCGGUCUUUCAAUGGGUGGUAUUCUUGCUGCUUCUUUAAAUCCAUCUAAUCAAAUGAAUUUUUUGGAAUUGAGACAUGAACGGAUUAUAAGAGAAAUUGCACCACUGGAACCAGAAGACGACCCUGACAAAUUUGAAUAUUUCAUUGCGGCCGUUGACGCAUCUCCACGUCAUCCAAUCAUGAUUCAAUUAUGGCGUGGAUCCUUCAAAACAUUGGAAGAAGUCGAAACUACAGAGAAAUACGAUCGACCAUAUUUUGCUGUUUGUUUGGAACAUAAAAUAUUAUUUGGAGAGAAAUGGAUAUCGGUGAAUCCGAUUGUGACUGAAAGAGAGCAUUGGAUGACAAUGAAGAAGCGAGGAACUGAUGAAUCAAUAGCUAAUGUAUCUCAUAGUUUUGGAUCAACUUCCAAUAGAAAUUCUGUUCUUUUAUCUUAUGAGAGACAAAAAAUGAAAACAACUGAAGAUGAUCCAAAUGGCCUUCCUGAAUACAUAGUCGAAGCAGCCGUAUUUGAUAUAGAUGCAUGGUAUUAUAAGAGAGUACCAGGAAGAGUAUCAACCGACGGAACUGUCUUGAAACAAUGCGCAUUUCUAUCGACGAUCAAGUCCAAUAUUCGAUCGGAGGACGUCAAUGAUAUCGGAAUUCUCACUUCGCAUGCCAACGACGUCUCCAGAUUUUCCAGCUCGAUAUCAGAUGCAGACCAGUUAUUCUAUCCAUCUGCAUUAAGUUAUGAACGGAUCUAUGUUGCCAAAUCAUCGAAAAUUGAAUGGAUGAAAAUUCAGAAUAUUCAGGAUACGAUUUUGAACAAAUGUGCUUCAAAGUUAUCAUAUUAUCUACAAUCACCCGAAUCUAUCUCAAAUGUUAUCAUUGCUGCUGGUCUAGUCAGAAAGAAUAUUUUAUCAGGAUCUCCAAACUCGAGUGCUGCGGAUAUAAAUCAUUCCCAGUUAUCAUCCGAACAGAAAGUGAUAUUAAACCUCAUCGUCUAUUACGGGAAAGUCAAAGAACUUUGUGAAAUUGUGAACUGUUCGGAGAUUAGCGAUACGCUGAAAAAUGAAAUUGCUGAAUGGUCGCUCCACGAAGCAAUUGAUUACAAAAGAACGAUUUCUGAUAAGAUGGUUUCUAUUUUCCAAGGAAGAUCAUAUGCUCUCUCACCUCUUGCUCAAGAUGCUGUGACUCAAGGAAUCAAACUGUUCAGAGUUGUCUAUGAAUACAUCAAAACAUGUUCAAAGGCUUUGAAAAGUUCACGACUACAUAACUUGGCAUGCUCAGUGAAAUGUGUCAGAAAUCAUACGAAACUCACUUAUCAAUUCAUAACUUUUAAUAUCAUACCUGUGGAUCAAGAGAGACAACAGAAAAUGAGAGAAAUGCAUUCAAAAAGAAAACUUGAAGCUAUCAGAAAUUCAUCAUCACUUCCGAUUCAAUCAAUCGUUCGAAAUAUGAACCGUAUUGCUCCGAAUGCGCAGUUCUGGAAUGAUAUUCCACAUCAUGAAUGGUAUCCACCAACACCUGUUGAUCUAUUGGAAUCUCUUCUUAAUGUCAAUAUUUCUGAAAGAAUUAAACGGGAACUUGUCAUUCAAUAUAUCAUAGAUUGGAUUCGUGCUUCACCCAAUGAAAUCAACUUGACCGAUAAACAAAUCGGUCUGGAAACCAUCAAAAUCAUGACGAAUCAAAUGUUGGAUGUGGAUUUGGAAAAGAUUUAUUACGUUUUGGAUCAAGAAAAGAAAGCUUUGAUUGAUGACAAGGAUGGAGAACGCAUCAGGGCUCUCGGAGAGAAAGUUUUCUCGUUGCAAAAUGAACAGAUUAGUUAUGAGAAGUUGUGGGGAGGAGGUGUUCCAGUUGAUAUAACAAUCAAUGCAUAUGAUAUGAAGAGAUUUGAAGAAAGAAUGAAACUGCAAUUGGAACAAGGAGAGUGCAGAUUGCCAGUUCUCGAUCCAGAGUCAGAAAUGCUCUAUCAAGUCUAUCUUUUUGAGAAUGAGAAGUUUCACGCGAUGUCUUCUGAAGCUAUAAGGUCAAAUAAACUUCUAUCAAUGUUCAUGCCAGGAAUGGUUCAGAACAAAGGAGGAACUCCACAAAAAAGUUCAAAAGAGCGAGAAAUUCAUAGCUCUGUGAAAACUAUGUUUGAUAUGCAGACGGUAAAAGAAGUGAAAGAAAAAAUAGGAGUAAAGAAACCCAGUGUAUUUGCGAAAGUUGCUGAUGAAAACAGACGAAGAAAGAGGUCGAAUCAAUUUGAUGAUUAUGAUGAUGACAGUUUUUCAAGUGUUUCUUCUGUUUCAUACGUUCCACCUACUGCGAAGAGAAUUCAGCAAUGGAAAAAGGCAGUUGAAUCCUCUCCUAUUCCAGAACUUCCUGUUGCGAAUAACUCAAGUAUCAACAGUCUGAUUUCUUCUGAUGAUCCAAAUCAACAUGAUGAGAUAAAUAUGUUGAUUGCAACACCUGCUCGUUAUUACAAACGCCCGAAUGAUGUCGAUUUGGAACAGGAUUUAUUGUCGCCUUCAGCUGAUAGAGUCCCACCACUUCCGGCUCAAAAUAGUAUUCUGAAAACAGCAAAAGCUGUACAAUCUGCUAAUCGAGGAAGGAUUCGAUUCCAUGAAAGUGUGCCGAGAGGAGCUGAUGAAAGUGUUGAAGACACAGAUAAAGCUCCAAAGGGGCUGAAAUUGAAUUUUGCAAUUCUGGAAGAUGAUGAAGAAGAAGAAACAAUGACCACAAGAAGAUCAAAAACUAUUGAAAUGCAAGAUGAAAUGGAUGUUGAAGAGAAUGAAAUCACCCAGGAAGAGAUGGAAAAUGACGAAAUUGAAGAUGUCGAAGAAGAAGAAGAGAAUGAAGAAGAGUGUAUUGAGAGUGAGAAGACGUUUGAGAAUCAAGAUGACUUUGAAGUUCUUGAAGAUUCAUCAGCUCCGGGAAAAAAUAUUGAAGAAGACACAUUUGAACCAGAAGAAAACGAUGUUACCGCUGCAAUCAAUGAAACUUUUGAAUCGAACAAGACAGAAGAACAUCAAGAGGAAGAAGACGUAGAAGAACGCAUUGAAAUAGAAGAACGAAUGGAAGAACGAAAGGACAGAGAAAUCGAGGAAGAAGUAGAGGGAGAAGAAGGAAAAGAAGCAGUACAUGAAGAAGAAACUUUAGAUGUGGUACAAGAGACAGAAAAAGAGGAUGAAGAAGAAGACAAAAAACAAGAAGAAGAAAAGGAUGUAGAAGAAGAAGAAAAAGAUAUUGAAAAAGAAGAAGACAUUGCUGAUGAUAUCAUCCAGAGAAGUGCGGAAGUUCAAUCUGAAGAUGAAAGCGAGCCAAUUGAAGUGGCUGGAGAGAUGGAACCUUCUGAAAAUAUUGUAAGCGUGAAACAAUCCCAAGCAAUUGUAGAACUUGCUGAAGAAAAUCAACAGGAGACUGUAUCUGGGGAACAAGAAAAAACUGAAGAAGUUCAAGAAGAUGUACAGGAAAUGCCUACUAAAACAGAGGAUCAAUCAGAAAUGAAAGAAAUUGAAAUUUCGAAAAUAUCGGAAGUGCCAGUAGAGACUGAGGAAGUUGUGGAGAUAGGAGAAACUGAAAAAGGUGGAAAAGAUGUCGCUGGUACUUCAUACGAAGUUCGAGAAGUAAUCAAUUCAGUACCAACAGAAACAUCGAUUGAAGAAGAAAGACCCCCAUCUGAAAACACUCGUUCGAGAUCCAUUCAGAAAACUCCGGCUCCAGUUACGAAAACUUUGGAAGCCGAACAAGAUUCUAGUACGCCAUCCAGAAGAACUCGUUCAGCUUCUCGCCAACGUGACGUUGUGGUAGAAGAACCCGAACCUUCGAGAACUCCGCGGUCUUCUACUCGACAAAUGGCAUUGAAAAACCGUACCCCUAGUGAAUUACUAGACGCACUAUUUCCUAGGGACGAGUUGGAAAGGAAACGCGCAGAAAAAACUCCAUCUAAGAAAACACGAACAAGUCGCUCUGAAAGUGCUAACCGAAGAUCCGCAUCUCGUACGCGAUCUGUAGAAGUUCGGGACACUCUUGUGGAACAGAACACUCCGAAGCGAGGAAGGCCCCGUAAAACUUCUGAAACAGUUUCAUCGACCGAGAAGCGAAAACGAGGAAGUUCAGUACCAACUGAAACUGAAACACCGACAAAAAGAGCGCGUGGGCGACCAAGGCUUACACCAUUAAAGGCCAUUCCGGAAGAUGAGCCAUCUACUUCUAAUUCGAGAAAUGAAGGAACAUCAGAGACGAGUGCAGCAGUGCCAGGUAGAGUCGGCAAACCGAAACCUUUGGAAGAUGUUUGCGAAGAAGAUGAAGAUGUGCCAGUUCAAGAGUCUUCUCUCCGCCGAUCUUCUCGUCUUUCACAUAAUUAG
Molecule: messenger RNA, 5037 nt
Organism: Caenorhabditis remanei
Lineage: Eukaryota; Metazoa; Nematoda; Chromadorea; Rhabditida; Rhabditidae
Exons: 14
Coding region: 1-5037 (1678 amino acids)
Source: RefSeq, a predicted model, not a curated record